Rhinichthys klamathensis goyatoka is the source of this 1840-nucleotide messenger RNA. It is a transcript of the gene trim35-13, whose product is annotated as tripartite motif containing 35-13. The record is from RefSeq and is a predicted model, not a curated record. The transcript has 6 exons. The coding region runs from base 425 to 1819 and encodes 464 amino acids. NCBI's taxonomy places the organism in Eukaryota, Metazoa, Chordata, Actinopteri, Cypriniformes, Leuciscidae. Gene Ontology annotation, molecular function: zinc ion binding; protein binding.
GCAAAAAUACUGACAAUCAGAUGGGGGCAUAAACUUUUUCACAGGACUGAAUUAAUGUUUUUCUAAGGUCGCUUCCAUAGUCCAAGCUUCUGGACAGUUUUCUGUUUAUUUGUCCUGCCUUUUAAUUGUAUUUUUAAGAGGAGGCACACAUCUUCUCGAAUGGAAUGAGAAAAUCUUAACAUAUUUCCUCUUGCGUCAGUGCCAGGGUCAAAUCGCUCUCCAGGAGCUUGAUGUUACAUAAUGUGAUGUUCAGGCAUUCAUCAGAAGAUAUCAUGUACCAGCCAAGAUCUCACUCGGUGAUGUAAACUCUGAGUGAAUACUGGAGCCAAUCAGAAGACAUAUCUCCCAAGGGCAAUCUUAUGUGGGAGGGGAGGUAUAGUACCCUCUUGUGACCCAACUGGGCAAUGAAGGGCUCAAAGGAGCAAUGGCCACCAUGCAAUCCUAUCUUGCAGAUGACCUGUCGUGCCCCAUCUGUGGAAAUAUCCUGCAAAAGCCCGUAGUGCUGUUUUGCAGACAUCGCUUUUGCAAACUUUGCCUUGAGAACCUGUGGAAUGGAGGAGGAUCUUGCGAAUGCCCGCUUUGCUGUCAGCCAUCCUCUAUGGGGGAGCUCAUAGUCAACACCAUGCUUGAGAAGACCUGUGAGGGCUUUCUGGAGCGCUGCAAAAACAACCCUCUUGCAUGCAAGGAGCAUGGAGAGACCUUGACGCUUUUUUGUUUGGAGGAUCUGGAACCCACUUGUUGCAAAUGCAAGUCGUCAGCCAACCACCAUGGUCACAGGUUAUAUCCCUUAAAUGAAGCUUCACACGACUGUAAGGAAGAACUCAAAAAUGCUUUGAAACCACUUCAGGAAAAGCUGAAGCUCUUCCGAAAAGCAAAACUCACUUGUGAGGAAACAAUAGAGCAUAUUAAGAGUCAGGCCGAGAACACAGAGAAGAAGAUAGGAGAGGAGUUUGAGGCGCUGCACCAGUUUCUGCGAGACGAGGAAGCAUCCAGGCUUUCCAUGCUCAAGCAAGAGAAGGAUCAGAAGAGGCAGAUGAUGAAUGAUAAGAUUGAAGAUCUGGAGAAUGACAUCACUUCACUUAGCAACACUAUAAGAAUCAUUGAACAGGAGAUGAGAUCUCAGGAUAUACCAUUCCUCAAGAAUUAUAAGGACACUAUAAAGAGAACCUGGCGGGUUCCCCAGGAUCCAGAGAUGAUAAGAGGUUCACUGCUUGAUAUUGCCAAACACCUGGGCUCAUUAAAGUUUAAAGUAUGGGAGAGAAUGAAGGAAAUCAUUCAAUAUACUCCAGUGACCCUUGAUCCGAACACCGCGGCAAGCUGCUUCCUCCUGUCAGAGGAUCUGACCACAUUACAGUGCUGUUCCCAGACGUUUAAACUCCCAGAAAACCCUGAGCGUUUCAAUGUUGGCGCAGAGGUGCUGGCCUAUGAGGGCUUCAGCUCGGGACGAUACAGCUGGGACGUGGAGGUCAAAAACAACACCUACUGGGUCAUUGGAGUUGCAAGCGCAUCCAUCAGCCGAAAGGGAAAGCACGUGCUGACCCCCGCAGAGGGAUUCUGGACCAUUAGGCUACGAAACGGAGAGUAUAAAGCCUGUACUGCCCCAUGGUCCCCUCUCACUAUGACUCAGGAGCCGCAGGUGGUGAGAGUGGUUCUGGACAUGAACAGGUCCAGGGUGACUUUCUACGACCCACGAGAGAGGACGCCAUUAUUCACCUACAUGGACAUCAUCACUCCGAGAGCGUUCCCAUACUUCUGCAGUGCCUGUAAGGAGCACCCACUGAAAGUGUUGCCAGCGUGGAUCUCUAUUAAGACAGACUGAUGUGAAGAAGGUCCCUCUCAG